This is a messenger RNA of Durusdinium trenchii, 1575 nucleotides long. Lineage: Eukaryota; Dinophyceae; Suessiales; Symbiodiniaceae. The record is from the annotation of a GenBank genome assembly.
CCAACACCCAACCCCUUCUUGUCAAUGGCGCAAAGAGUUGCAUAGAAACUUUGAAGUUGCGGCUCAGAGUGUAUUGCGCUUGUCCGUGUGCUUUUCAGCCCAAGAAGAAGGCCUGACAGCAGAAGAUGCAACAGCCCGGCCAACAACACUGUAAUUGCAGCGACUGUGCACGCCGUGCUGCCUUAUCAGGGGGAGCUCCCAGAAUGAGUCAGGCACAAAUGCAGAUGGCGCCAGGUACGAUGGUGCAACAACCAGGCCAACAAUGCAAUUACAGCGACUAUGCGCGACAUGCUGCCUCAUCAGCGAUCUCUCCCAGAAUGAACCAGGCAAAGUUUUGGAAGAGUAGGUGAAGAGUGGAGCAAAGCAAGGAAUAUGAACGUCAUAGAAUCGCAUAUGCAAGUUCAUGACAUGAGUGAAAAUAAGAGUAAACAUGCACAAAUGGAGAUGCCAACACAAGGUAUGAUGAUGCAACAGCCAGGCCAACAGCUGAUGCAACAGCCAGGCUUGGCAGGGCAACAACACUGCAAUUGCAGUGACUGUGCACGACGUGCUGCUUCAUCAGCAGGAGCUCGAAGAAUGAGUCAGGCACAAAUGGAGAUGCCAACACAAGGUAUGAUGAUGCAACAGCCAGGCCCGCCAGGGCAACAACACUGCAAUUGCAGUGACUGUGCACGACGUGCUGCUUCAUCAGCAGGAGCUCGAAGAGUGAGUCAGGCACAAAUGGAGAUGCCAACACAAGGUAUGAUGAUGCAACAGCCAGGCCCGCCAGGGCAACAACACUGCAAUUGCAGUGACUGUGCACGACGUGCUGCUUCAUCAGCAGGAGCUCGAAGAAUGAGUCAGGUUUUGGCGCCUGAAGAGCGCGGCGAGCGGGUCGGGCAGCCUUCAAUUGGACGCCGAAGCAGCUCUCCACAAAUUUCGGCGAUGGCACAACCAUAUUCACCGUAUGCACCUCUCCAGUCACAUCGUUCACCGGAAGCUCGUGAAGCUCGCCGCGACUAUUUUGGAGAUACGGUUGGCAAAAAGCUGAUUGACAGUUAUUUGCAGCCGAUCGGAUCCUUUGAUGGUGAGAUGCUCGCACGGAGCGAGGCAGGUUCAAGACGCAGAACCUCAAGUUUCGAUGCUUGCUUCGACCGCGCUGGACAGGAACGCCUGGCCAAGUUGAUGGAGAAACAACGGCGACCCCUUCCACAAGACUUUAUGCAACUUGAUGGUGUUCCUGGCCAAAGGCCAUAUCAUUCUUUGCAGAGCUCUCCUUUCAGGUCCGACGCGAAGGACAUGCCGCCCACGUUGCUGCAAAACCCACGUGCCGUUCAAGCGCAAUGUGGGUGCGCUGACUGCCAACGGCAUGUCAGCGCCAUGGGAUCUUUCGGAGACCAAGGCCUUCGAGGCAUGCCACGGGAAGGCGUGCCACUUGUUCAAGGUCUACGAUGAAAAUGGGUUUUGCGAGGCUUGCUAAAGGCAACUGCCUGAGCAGACUUAUACAAUCUCUGGAAAAUCAGAGGCCACAAUUCAUCCCCAAAGCGGGGAUGGCGACAGGAGUAGCAAAGGGCUGCAGAACUCAAGAAUAUGGUC